Molecule: messenger RNA, 1737 nt
Organism: Aspergillus melleus
Lineage: Eukaryota; Fungi; Ascomycota; Eurotiomycetes; Eurotiales; Aspergillaceae
Exons: 3
Coding region: 1-1737 (578 amino acids)
Source: RefSeq, a predicted model, not a curated record
AUGGAAGCGGCUCCGCUUACCCUGGCUCAUACCCAUGCUCGGAAUGCAGUGCUCGAGACUCGGAAGUCGAAUCCUGUCGCUGCCAGUGAGGAGCAUGACCUAGCUGCUGGGGAGUUCGCAACGGCGGCCCAGAACAGUUCCGACCCUCAGGCAUUACGAACAUUACAUCUGCUGGAACAACAUCACAAAAAGCUUGCUCAAAUCCUUCGAUUUCAGCAUGAAAAUCCUCCUUCUGCCGGAGCGAAUGCCCCUCUCUCGGCGGAACCAGGUUCGCCAAAGGCUUCACCGUCCAUACAAGACGCCCAGCAACAGCCACCAAAACUGUCCGGGAACGCUCGGUUGCCGAAAAGAGAAACCUCAUCGAUCGCCAGUAACCUGGCCUCCGCUCGGGGAAUCCCGUCGCAGCCGCGCCGCGCGACACCCGCGUCACCGACUCUUUCGUCCCAGCAAGCCGGCGCCAGAAUGACCGAUGGACCGGCCAAGAUUAGAACGGGCGAAUCUCGCUUGCGUGGAACGCAAGCCCAUACACCCAGAGACCGCCUGUAUCGUACCUCUUCUACAUCGAAGCACUCGUGGUCUCCCCCGGUGGGCAGCCCUACCGAUGUUACGUCGCAGCAAUAUGUGCCAAGUGAUGCCGUUGAGCCCCGCCGCGGGAGCAGACAGCCGGAUACGGAGGAGCCUUUCCAGCGGUUCUACUCGACUUUCGGGGGCCUCAUUUCAAAACUGUCGGCUCCGCUGGCAUUUGCCGGCCUCCCUUUAGGGUCGGAUGCAUCACAGGCAGAGUCCAGCCCUAAAUCCCACGCAGAUACAAAGCUAGACCGUCACCAGGCAACUUCUAGUCGCUCGACUCAAUCCGCGGAGCCCGACAUCAGCCGGAUCUUCUCGCGGGCAGCACUCCGGGCGAUACGAGACUCUCCCGGCGGGGGAAGCGGGGCCGGUGGCCCAACCGGCGGUCCUGCGGAGUCGUUCUACGUUGUCCCCACGACAGGCGGCACAGUCUCCUAUGCCGGAAUCCUUGGCCGAGCAGAGAAGGAAGCUCGAAGAAACAGCCUCGAAGAAGGCGAUGACGACUUUGUAGAUGCUCGCGAGACCCCGGCGUCCCCCGAACUGCGCCACAGCUUCACCGGCGGCAAGGGCAAAAACGGACGAGCCAACGACAGACUCACCACCAACCUGCAGAACCCAAAGACUAUAGAGGAACUGCAGAUGGAAAACCAGGCUCUGCGACACCUGUCUGAUACGCUGUCCAACCGGUUGCACAUGUGGGAAGUCAACGCGCAGUCUUCCUCCAUCGCCCUGCAGCAGUCCCUGAAAGCGAUGCAUCAUCAGAACAUCCCGUCUCCCGAGCAUCAGGCAUCUUCUGCAACCACGUCACCCCCUGCGCCUCUCUCGACUCAACCGUCCAUGACUGAUCACGACCAGCGCAUCAAAGAACUCGAGGACAUAAUCCGUCGUAGCGAGAUGGAUCUCGAAAGGGCCGGUCGCGAGAACGAGAAACUGCGCAACGCGGUCGGUCGGUAUCAAGAUCGAUGGGAGAAACUGAAAGAGGGCGCGAAGACCAGACAGGCGAGGAGUAAAGCCAGCGCGGACAAUCCGGCGCCGGCCGGUCCUGCAGUCGUAAAGGCAAUGGAUUCGCCUAUUCCGUCGGGGGACGGAUCCAGACCGGAGAGUGAGAAUGAGAAUGGGAACGUAAAUAAGGAUUCUUCUGAUGGUAAAGUGGACGUGUCUGAUACGUGA